Messenger RNA from Diaporthe batatas, 3780 nucleotides. RefSeq lists its product as uncharacterized. The transcript has a single exon. NCBI's taxonomy places the organism in Eukaryota, Fungi, Ascomycota, Sordariomycetes, Diaporthales, Diaporthaceae. The coding region runs from base 1 to 3780 and encodes 1259 amino acids. The record is from RefSeq and is a predicted model, not a curated record.
AUGACCUCUCGCUCCUCUGGCUCCUGGGCCUUCCCAGGCAUGGACUACUUCCGGCCCGCAGAGAGCAAGAGUCAGACGAACAGCAACCAGCGGGCGGGCAAUGAAGCUAGCACAGAGCCCUCUGGCACGAGGCAGUCGAGGUCCCCAUCGGCACGGUCGAGCUCACAUGACACCAAGUCUCACCGGCUGUCACGCCACAUGGACCAUGACGACGCCUCUGAGACAUCCGGACUAUCGAUGAGUUCGACCAAGGCGUCCACAGGAAGCGCCCCGCCGUCCUCAAGCAGCAACAGCAACAGCUCUUCCCACCAGGGCACUUCCCUCCGCCCCUCGAGGACCACCAGCAAGUCUGCCAGCACCGCCCGACCAGGCCCGAGCACUGCUGCCCCCCCUGCGCGACCUGUCUACGGACUCGAGCAGGAGCCGUACAGGCCACAGCUGUCGCACAGUGCCACGGCCCCGGCCUAUCAACGGCCCACGUCGAUGUACGCCAGCAGCACACAACCGAGCAUCUUCGGCAGCCAACAUGGGAUCAGAGAGACACCAGGCCUGGCGCCACAGCCGCCUGUCGUGUCCUUGAACAGCAGCCGGCCUGUGGCCCCUCUGUCCGCCAACCCAUUCUCCACCAACGCGCCAGGCGUGAAUCACCUGGACCUCUCGGGGCCCAUGGGACCGCAUGUGAGCCAGCCCUCGAUGCAGAUGCACCUGCCAGGCGCCUUCCCGGCCGAUGCGCCCACGGUCCCGUACCGCCGGCCGACGGACCUGACGACGCAGCUGUCCAUGUCCAACUCGACCAUCUCCAUGGACCACUUCUCGGGCGACAACGUCUGGGACUCGGAGGGAGACAGCGCAUCGUGCCUUUCCACCAGCACCACUGCCACGAGUGUCAUGUCGGACAUGACCGAGAAGGGCGACACGUACAACAUCACACCAACCCAGACCAGGACCACGACGCCCACGCAGACGCACGGGCGAGAACCGCCCCAGUCUCGCGCGGUGGCCGAGACCCCUCGCCCGUCCAUCCUCCGCCACACGACCCAGAAGUCCAUCCUCUCCAACGGGAGCAAGGAUUCUGCGAGUUCGUCAUCGACCAAGUCGGUGACGAGCAGCCACUCCUCCUCCAGGAGCUAUACCUCCACCUCCAGCUCCUCGGCAGCCCGGAGCAACACCAUCAGCGCCCCCCACAUCCACAUCGAGGUCAACCGGUCGGACUCCCGCGAGCACCGCGAGCACCGCGACGAGGCCCGAAAGAGGCAGCUGGUGGAGGAGGCCCUGGUGGACAAGAUCGCCCAGCUCAAGGCCGAGCAGAACCAGGCCAAGGAGGCCAAGGAGGCCAGGGCCGCACCGGCCCCAGCCCCAGCCCCAGCGAUCAAGCGCGUGCCCUCGGUCAGGUUUGCCGAGCCGGAGAAGGUCAAGGCCAAGGCGGAGGACAAGGCCGCGCGGCCGACCGUCUCCGAGCAGGAGAAGAACCUCAGCAAGGAGCUGGUCCAGCAGACCAAGGAGGUGCAGAAGCUCGAGCUGGAGAUCGAGAGGUCCCGGCUCCAGGCCCGGGAGAAGGAGAGGGCCGAGCUGGAGCGGAAGCUGAGGGAGGAGGCUGCCGAGGCGGAGCGGAAGAAGGAGCACGAGCGGCAGCUGAAGAAACUCCAGAAGGAGAAGGCCGAGCUCGAAAAUGCCCAGAAGGAGCGCGAGAGGGUUGAGAGGGAGCGGGAGAAGGCGAACAAAGAACGUGAGAAGGAGCGCGAAAGGGCCGAGAGGGAACGUGAGAAGGCGACCAAAGAGCGUGAGAAGGCCGACAAGGAGCGCGAGAGGGCGCGCCAGAAGGAAAAGCAGCAGCUGGACAAGAAGCUCAGCGACAUCGAGAAGGCGCAGCGGGAGCACGACAAGCUGCAGGAGUCGUUCAUCGACCAGGGCAAGAUCCUGGCGGACCUCAAGACGCGCUUCGACGCGCAGGCCAGGACGCUCGAGGCCACCGAGGCGGAGCGCGCCGAGCUGCAGCGGAUCAGGGACGAGUUCGAGAAGCGGUGCGCCGACCUGUCCAAGACGCUGAGCCACGUCAGCGACAAGGAGCGCUUCGUGGUCGAGCAGGUGGCGUCGCUGCAGAUCAUCAAGGAGUCGCUGCAGGGCCGCGUGGGCCCGCUCGAGGCGCGGGUCGACGAGCAGCAGGGGGAGAUCACGGCGCUGCACGGCGAGCGGGACGGCCUGUACCAGGACGUCAAGAGCUACCUGCACCGCAUCACCGAGCUCGAGAACGGGAUGAAGGGGCUGGUGGAGGAGAAGCACGGGCUCAUGAGGCAGGUCGGGGCGCUGGAGAAGGACAAGGACGGCCUCGAGGACAGGAUCAGGGACCGCGACGGGCAGAUCAAGAGCCUGGCGAGCAGCCUCGAGGCGCGCGCCAGGGAGACGCAGCAGCACAUUGCCUCGCUCAAGGACGAGCACAAGCAGCAGAUGGAGGGGCUCGAGGCUGCCAAGGACGCCCUCGUCGCCGGCAUGACCGUGGGCCACGACCUCCGGGUGCAAGACCUGGAGGAGCAGAUCGCCGUCCUCAACGCCCACAUUGACGGCGCACAUGCCGACGUUGAGAAGUUCAAGGAGUCGGUCAAGUCCCUGGAGGUCAGCCUCAACGAGGAGAAGGCCAAGGCCGGUGUCGAGCAGUCGAGGGCCAACACGCUGGCCUCGGAGCGAGACACCCUCCUGAUCCAGCUCGACGGCCACAGACUGCUCGCCGUCGACCAGGAGAAGGACCUGAUCGACCUCCGCACAAAGCUCGCGGCCUCGGACGGCGAGGUGGCCAAGCUGCUCGACAGCAGCAAGGCCCUGGAGGCAGAGCACGAGGAGCUCAAGAAGAAGGCCGCCUCCCUGGAGGAGGACAGCAAGGCCGAGCCGCAGCCGACGCCUGCUGACGCACCACCACCACCUCCUCCUCCGCCAGAAGAGCCAGCCCCAGCGCCGGCGCCGGCGGCCCCGCCCAAGCCCACCGUCGAGGACGAGAAGGACGUCGUGGUCGUCGAGUUCGCACCCCCCGGAGACGACAAGACAGAGGUCGCAGACCUCCAGUCCGCGAACCAGCAGCUCAACAUCAAGACGGCCGAGCUGGAGGCCAAGACAGCCGACCUGGAGGCCAAGAACGCCGAGCUCACGGCCGAGGUCGAGAGCACAAGGGCCUCCCUCGGCGAGCGCAUCACGCAGCUCGAGGGCGAGCGCGACUCGGCGGCCUCGGCCCUGAUCGUCGCCCAGGUGGAGCUCGGCCACACCAGGGCCGCCGCCGACCGCGUCCCGGCGCUCGAGGAGGAGGCCGCAAAGGUCCCCGCGCUCGAGGCGGACAAGGCCGGGCUCGAGGGCAGGGUCGCCGAGCUCGCGGGGCAGCUGGCCGCGGCCAACGGCCUGAUCGCGGCCAUGACGGCCGCCCAGCACGACCUGGGGCUUGGGCUGGGGCUGAAUAACGGCGCGCACAUCCCGCUGCCGCAGUCGCCACCCCCCAGCGAGCCGGCCGACAUCCCCAUCCCGCCGAGCCCGAGCCUGGUCGGCCCCCCGCCGCCGCCGCCCGCGCCCGCGCCCGAGAGGCGCAAGGUCAGGAGCCGGGCGCCGAGCAUGGCGCGCAGCGUGUCGUCGCGCAGCUCGGCCGUGUCCAGGAAGAGCGCCGCCGGCGUGCGGGAUGACCUCGCGCUUGUUGUCGUGCGCGACGCCAAGGACCGCGGGAAUAUCACCGUCGUGCGCAAGUGUGACCUGCGCAGGCCGAGGAGCCAGAGCCGGAGCCGGAGCCAGGGGCCUGUGAAGGACUGA